GGUAUUGGCAACAGUGACCUCCGAGGCUGCUUAGAUACAAGAGGAGUAAUGUGGUGGAGUGCAGCUAUGGGGCGGUGGCUGGUGGUGGUGGCAACAUUGGCUGUCUCCCAGGUUAACACCAGGAUCUCACAGACCAUCAACAUCCAGAGGCCUAAGACCAUAAGUCCAAAGCCAUGCACCAUCUUGACCUAUCAGGAUAAGAACGAGACUGAGGUGCUAUGUGAAGGUCUCCACGCCCUACAGGAGGUAAGGACGUACCUCAGCAGUGACCAGGUGCCUCGGGUAACUCAGCUGACAGUGAGGCGAGCCAACUUCUCCUCCUUCACCCUCGACGACCUGGUGGAUUUCGAGUCACUCCACACGCUCAUGUUCAACUCUAGCUUUGUGUCAAACUGGCAGCCACCGUCCCUCACCUCCAUACCUAAGGUGAGGACCCUCGUUCUAGACAAGAGCUGGGACAACGAAACACUCGAGACCAACGUAAAGACACUCACCCUCAACAUCACUCAGAUGCAGUUUUUGAGUGUAUUGCCGGGCCUGGAAGAGCUCUACAUUUAUGACUGUUACAUAAUCCAUCUCUCCCAACUGUACAACUCUUCAAGUCUUCAGAAACUUAACAUCAUUGGUGGCGGACUGACAUGCGAGGAGGACAAACUGUGGAUCUUGGACUGGAUAGACGCAGGCAGGAUAGCUAUCGCGGAUAACACCACCUGCUUUAGCCCUAGUCUGGAUUUCAUGAAGACUUCGUAUAGCUUGAACGAAAACGAGUUCCUCACUAUCAUGGAAUACAGGAAGGAGACGCAGCGAGAGUGCCCCGCGCCUUGUAACUGUUCAGUGACUGGGAUGAAGGAGAAUAAACUACCCAUGGUUCAUAUCAUGUGUCGGAACGUAGGCCUGACGGAACUGCCGCAGAUCCCACGCUACACAACGCGGGCCUACCUGGAGCGUAACAACAUCACCAACAUGACCGCCCUCUUCACCAACGAGCGCUACCAUCGUAUAGACUCCAUCCUUCUGGACCACAACCACAUCUCCUACAUGGACGGUCAGCUCUUCUAUAAUUACGUGAUGAACCGCUCGUUAGAUCUCGGCAUCUCCCUGGAGCACAACGAGUUCACAACGAUGCCCGUGAAGGAGAUGAAGAGAGUGUACGACGAGGGGCUGAAGCAGGGCAAGAGCUACUUCCCCACCUUCUCUCUGGGCAACAACCCCUGGAACUGUGACGACUGCCAAUUUAUUCAGGAGUUCCAGAAUCUUGUGUACUACCAGCGCACACAGAUCAACAAGGAAAGAGCUCUCAUCAACAUCCGAUGCGCCGAAUGGACUUCCAAUGCUGGCCGCCAGGUGAUCAAACUCGACGUAAAGAGCCUGUGUGCCCCGGACCCGCCUCUCCUUGAGCCCCUGGACAUACUCAACAUCUGUAUGGGGAUUUUCUUGUUGCUGCUCAUCAUCAACUUCCUCCACAAUUUUCACCAGUACCGCAGACACGGCAAACUUCCCUGGAUCAUCACCCAGGUGCCUUGUUGUUGACUCGGACCUCCCGGUUCUCGACGCACCCGGUCUUAUACGGAGGUCUCGUCGCCACCGCCAAAUGGACGAGUAAUACGCGGUUUUAUCCUCGUCGAGAUGUCCACAGUCACCAUAUUGACCUAAUUCACCAUCGACAGAUUUUCCAAACUCAUUACUAGACUGAUGUCUUAUACCUUGGAUCAUCAGCAGUCUGAUAUCACACAUGUUCAUUCAUCAGACUGUCCAGGGUCACAUUUAUUCAUCACAAUUAUUCGUCAUCACUAAAUUACUAACCAUGUAUGCUCAUCAGACUGUCCAGGGUCACAGUUAAUCAUCAAAUUAUUCAUCAUCACUAAAUUAACUCCUUAAACUGUCCAUGAAUUUAGGGUUUCUUAACAUUAUGUAGUUGGGACUUGGGAUUUCACUUUAUUUUGAAAUGAGGAAUUUGUGUUGUCAAACAUAUUCUUAAUUUUUAUGAUUAGGGCAGGUCAAGUUAGGCUAGAGUAGGUAGACACAGUUAGGUUAGAAAAGGUAGACACAGGCUAGAAUAGGUAGUCGAAGGGAUCAAUAGGUUAGAGUAGAGGUACAAUUAGGUUAGGUUAGUUAGGUUAGGCAGUCAAAAGAUGUGGAUAGGAUACACAAUUUCAGGAUUAGUGUAUCAUUGCCAUGGCUGUUCAUAUUUUAAAUUAGUCUUGUACGGUAUAUAACCUUUUACUGUAUUUUAUGAAACAAAUUCGAUUUUAUUCUGGUUGUAUGACACAAGUACACACAAUCAUAAAAGUGUCUGUGUAUAUUUUGCAUGACAUCACAGACAAGAGAUAUUGCAAAAUGCCAUAACUUUCAAGCGAUAUUUCCUGUUUUAUCCAUAGUAAAUAGUGUUAUUAUAGGCACGUUAAGAAGAAAAUAGGUUAUUCUUGCGAUCGUUCAUGUUGGUAGUUACGUUGCUGCAAAGAUGGACUUUAUUGGUCAUUUAGGAAAUCAUCGGACCCUAUGUGCACAAAUACUUAUUUUGGUCGUGUGUACAGUAGCUAAAACAACUAUCUGUGCAUACUUUGUGGGAACAAUAUGAGACCUUGGACGAUAAAUUUUGGUAUAUGAGAGCUGUCACCAGUCACACGGAGGGCUGUCACCAGUCACACACAGGGCUGUCACCAGUCACAUAUAAAAUUUUGGAGCAUUUCGACCCCCACCUGCACAGAUAGUUGUUUUAGCUACUGUACAUGUAUCUAUUUUGUAUAAUUUGACAAAGUAUUGGAACGUAUUGGUUGAAAGCAUUAGAAUUCGCUCAUAUCGCUUCCACGAGUCAUUAUUUUUUUCAGAUAAUACUAUUCAUUAUGAUUACCAAGAUCAUUAUUAUCAUCGUAUUGUCAUUAUGAUGCUGAUGAUCGUGUAUGGACAGUGUCAAUGUCAUUAUCAUCGUCUGGUGAGGAUAACUCGACCUCAUUCUCACAGAUUCUUUCACUGUGGAAGGACUGGUGUAUGUUGUCUUGAUAAUUACAUACAGGAAAUAGCAGUCACGUGUCCUAAUGUCCCUAACCUAACCCAUCCAAUCCCAUCCCAUCCCAUCCCAUCCUAUCCUAUCCCCCAAUCCAACAAUAUUGACAGGAUAUGUUUAAUACCGGCCAUAGUUUUGAUGGUUAGAUUAGGUUCACUUAGACUCAAAACAAUGGGUUAGGUUCAGUUAAGGGCUGUGAGAACUAUGAAUUACCUGACCACAACUUAUUUUUGUUCAUAGGAAUAACAUAAGGGAGCCAAUAAUUAUGUGGGAAUCAAUUGUUUCUUUUUUGUUCCAUAUGAAACCUUGGUAAGCCAUUUUGUUUCAAUAUGUGUGAGAGAAAGUAGGGGAAAGUAUAUGGGGAUAGCUAGAGAAAGUAAGGACAUGGAACACCUUGAGAAAGUAAGUAGAGAGAGAGACAUAGGACUCCUAGGGAAUGUAGGAGAAAGGGACAUGGUACACCUAGAGAAAGUAGAGACAGUGACAGCUAGAGAAAGUAGGGGAAAGGGACAUGGAACAGCUAGAGAAAGUAGGGGAAAGGAACAUGGUACAGCUAAAGAAAGUACAAACAGGUAUGGGACAGCUAGAGAAAGUAGGGGAAAGGAACAUGGUACAGCUAGAGAAAGUACAAACAGGUAUGGGACAGCUAGAGAAAGUAGGGGAAAGGAACAUGGUACAGCUAGAGAAAG
Molecule: messenger RNA, 3693 nt
Organism: Homarus americanus (American lobster)
Lineage: Eukaryota; Metazoa; Arthropoda; Malacostraca; Decapoda; Nephropidae
Gene: hfw
Product: slit homolog 1 protein-like
Exons: 11
Coding region: 49-1530 (493 amino acids)
Source: RefSeq, a predicted model, not a curated record